UAUCUUGGUUCUAACCCUAACAUAAAAUAUAUUUUAUUUGAAAUUUUCUUUGCUCCACAAAUAUGAAUUUGGAGUACUUUACGGAGGGCAUGGACUGCCUGAUGUACUGCGGCCUGAAGCUGUCUCCAGAGCAGCGCAUACUCAUCGAGAACUCGUUGAUUGCCCUGCAGAACGAUAAUCGCUUCUCGGGCAUGUAUCUGUGGGGUCGCAUUGCGGCCACCAAGAACGAUUAUUACAUUGCCUUUGGCUACACCAACGAUUGUUUGAAGGAUCGCAAAUAUUUCUACAGCCUGGAUCAGUUUCAGUGGCAGCUGCUGCCGUUCGUGCAGAGUCCAAAGAUCUUUCAGGCCACGACAUUGGCCCGUCAGCCAUUUAUAGGGGAUCCCAGUCUGAUGAGCUACGUGAAGUUGGAUCCCACAUUUGAGAUUGUGGGCAAUCAUGUGGUGGGCGUUGCUCGCCCGGAGGUGGUCAAGCUGAAGGAGGAGGAGCGCCUGGCUGCCAUUGUCUUCAUCAUAACCGAAGAGUGCGCCAUCUGUCCGCGCGGUGCCCUGUACAAAAUGACCGAUGGCCGCGUUAUACCCAAUCCAAUGUUCUGCGGUUUGGACAACCUGCAGGUGGACAACCAGUCGUUCUAUCAGCUCUAUCGUCUGCCCCGCAACGACCUCAAGGUGAACCUGUCGAAGCGCAGCGACUACAACUAUCCAAUUGACUUUCUGGACACCAUUGACUGUGUGAUUCCGCUGGGGCAGGCCUUUGCCCUGAACUUGCAGCGCAACGAGCGUCUGGUCGUGAUCAAGUCGUGCCUCUGGCUGGGCAUGACCUUCUUCCACAAGAUUAACUCUCACAAGCACGGAUUCUUGUACCUUGGGGAUGGCAAGAAGAAUUCCGAUUUGCUUUUCAUGUAUUAAGUUUUUCUCAUUAAAAGUUUAUUGCUUUGUGGGGGGAACCUGCA
Molecule: messenger RNA, 952 nt
Organism: Drosophila guanche
Lineage: Eukaryota; Metazoa; Arthropoda; Insecta; Diptera; Drosophilidae
Gene: Rsph9
Product: radial spoke head protein 9 homolog
Exons: 2
Coding region: 63-908 (281 amino acids)
Biological process (GO): motile cilium assembly; axoneme assembly; cilium movement involved in cell motility
Cellular component (GO): axoneme
Source: RefSeq, a predicted model, not a curated record